This is a messenger RNA of Odobenus rosmarus divergens (Pacific walrus), 2428 nucleotides long. RefSeq names its product solute carrier family 24 (sodium/potassium/calcium exchanger), member 2 (gene SLC24A2). The record is from RefSeq and is a predicted model, not a curated record. Gene Ontology annotation, cellular component: membrane. NCBI's taxonomy places the organism in Eukaryota, Metazoa, Chordata, Mammalia, Carnivora, Odobenidae. Gene Ontology annotation, biological process: calcium ion transmembrane transport; long-term synaptic potentiation; long-term synaptic depression. The coding region runs from base 63 to 2048 and encodes 661 amino acids. Gene Ontology annotation, molecular function: calcium, potassium:sodium antiporter activity; calcium channel activity. The transcript is spliced from 10 exons.
UGAGAGAACCGUCUGGUUGAGUCUACAAUCGGAAGACCACCACAUCCACUAUAAGACCCAGGAUGGAUCUGCACCAAAGCACUGCCAUCCCUUUCCUUGAGAAAUGGUGUUUGGAGAAGUCACUAUCUGGCUUCAGGAGACAUUAUAAUGUCAGGAAAAAACUGAAGUUAGUUAGAAUCUUGGGCCUUCUCAUGGGCCUAGUAGCCAUUAGCACUGUCCCAUUUUCAAUCAGUGCCUUUUCUGAGACAGAGAUACAGAGCACAGAAGAGGUUGUUGGUGCAAGUGGUCCCAGCGCAGCACACGGUCACCAUCAGAGAACUCUCUUAGAUUUAAAUGACAAGAUUCUGGAUUAUACUCCACAGCCACCUCUUUCUCAGGAAGGCACGUCUGAGAACACUACAGAUCAUGCCCAAGGAGACUACCCAAGAGACAUCUUCUCCCUCGAGGAGCGAAGAAAAGGCGCCAUCAUUCUGCACGUCAUUGGAAUGAUCUACAUGUUCAUAGCCUUAGCCAUUGUCUGUGAUGAAUUCUUUGUCCCUUCUUUGACUGUCAUCACUGAGAAAUUGGGCAUCUCUGAUGAUGUGGCCGGAGCCACCUUCAUGGCUGCGGGGGGUUCGGCCCCAGAACUUUUCACAUCUCUCAUAGGGGUAUUUAUUGCUCACAGCAAUGUUGGCAUAGGCACGAUCGUGGGCUCAGCAGUGUUCAAUAUCCUCUUUGUUAUUGGCAUGUGUGCUCUGUUUUCUAGAGAAAUCUUAAACCUGACAUGGUGGCCGCUCUUUCGGGAUGUGUCCUUCUACAUCGUUGACUUGAUCAUGCUGAUCAUAUUUUUCCUGGAUAAUGUUAUCAUGUGGUGGGAAAGCUUGCUUCUCUUAACAGCUUACUUCGGCUAUGUGGUUUUCAUGAAAUUCAACGUCCAAGUAGAAAGAUGGGCGAAGCAAAUGAUAAAUCGCAAUAAAGUCGUCAAGGUGACAGCACCAGAGACCCAAGCAAAGUCAUCUACAGCCAGGGACAAGGAUGAGCAGGCUCUACCGACUAAGCCACGUCUCCAGCGAGGUGGAAGUUCUGCUUCUCUCCACAACAGUCUCAUGAGGAAUAGCAUCUUCCAGCUCAUGAUUCACACCCUUGACCCACUCGCUGAAGAACUUGGAUCAUAUGGAAAACUAAAAUAUUAUGACACAAUGACUGAAGAAGGGAGGUUCAGAGAAAAGGCUUCUAUUCUCCACAAGAUCGCCAAGAAGAAAUGCCAGGUGGAUGAGAACGAGAGGCAGAACGGGGCUGCCAAUCACGUGGAAAAAAUUGAGCUCCCAAACAGCACCAGCACGGAGGUUGAAAUGACACCACCCAGUGAUGCUUCGGAACCCGUACAAAAUGGAAAUCUCUCCCACACCAUCGAAGCUGCAGAAGCCCAGACGGGUGAACAUGAGGAGGACCAGCCUCUCAGCCUGGCCUGGCCUUCCAACCCCCGCAAGCAAGUCACGUUCCUAAUUGUUUUCCCCAUAGUGUUUCCUCUCUGGAUUACCUUACCUGACGUCCGCAAACCGUCGUCAAGAAAGUUUUUUCCCAUCACGUUCUUUGGCUCCAUCACCUGGAUUGCUGUAUUCUCUUACUUGAUGGUCUGGUGGGCACACCAGGUUGGAGAGACAAUUGGCAUUAGUGAAGAGAUUAUGGGUCUGACCAUCUUGGCUGCUGGGACCUCCAUCCCUGAUCUUAUCACCAGUGUCAUAGUGGCCCGGAAAGGGCUCGGGGACAUGGCUGUGUCCAGCUCCGUUGGAAGCAACAUUUUUGACAUCACCGUAGGGCUCCCACUGCCCUGGCUCCUGUACACCAUCAUUCACAGGUUCCAACCAGUGGCUGUCAGCAGCAAUGGCCUUUUCUGUGCCAUCGUCCUCCUGUUCAUCAUGCUGCUCUUCGUCAUUCUCUCUAUUGCACUCUGCAAAUGGCGGAUGAACAAAGUGCUGGGCUUCAUCAUGUUCGGCCUCUACUUUGUGUUCCUGGUGGUCAGUGUCCUCCUAGAAGACAGGAUUCUUGUGUGCCCUGUCUCCAUCUAGUAGGAAAAGCCAUAGCUUGAACUAACAGCAUGGAUGGUCCCUCCCCGCCCUGGGUUCUACGCUCCUUGACCGCUCCAGAAGAGGCAGCUAGCACACAGCCAUGGGCAUUUCAAAGUGUCCCUCCUUGGCGGAUUUGAGGAUGGAUGGAUUUACACUGGGCCCACUCAUUUCACAAGCUGCUGCCAACCUUGCCUACUGAAACCACUUCAUGCAAGAGACCAUGCAAGAACCGUCCAUUUGGGGCUUCUCUCCAUUCAUCCCUAACAGGUACUCCUCGCUGGUCGGAGGUACAUUCAUUGUAAUGAUGCAAACAAUGACAGAGGCUCUCUCUAGGUAUACAUACAAAAUAUACAAAUUAUAAAUAGAUGCACAUGAACACA